CUCUACAGUUGUUAACUGUGUUUCUCCUCUCUGUUGUCUCUACAGUUCUAUGUGCUGAAAGAGUGGGCCAGAUGACUAAGACAUACAGUGACAUAGAUGCUGUUACUCGUCUGCUUGAAGAGAAAGAACGGGACUUGGAGCUCGCCGCCCGCAUCGGCCAGUCACUGCUGAAGAAGAACAAAACCCUCAGUGAGAGAAAUGAAUUCCUGGAGGAGCAAGUGGAGCACAUUCGAGAGGAGGUUUCUCAGCUGCGCCAUGAUCUGUCUAUGAAAGAUGAGCUUCUCCAGUUCUACACUAGUGCAGCAGAGGAGAGUGAAGGAGAUUCGUCCAGCUGUACCCCCAUCCGCCACAAUGACUCCACACUGUCGGUGCCAAGUUACUUCCCCCUGGACUCCCUGCAGAAGAAACUCAAAGACCUGGAGGCAGAGAACAUCUCUCUUAGAUCAGAGGCCAGUCACCUGGAGACGGAGACAGAGGAGUACGAGGAGAAGGAGCAGCAGCUGGUCAACGACGUCGUCAAAGAGCUGAGAGAUGCCAACCACCAGAUGUCCACCCUGGCGGAGGAGCUGGCGAGGAAGACGGACGACGCCUCUCGCCAGCAGGAGGAGAUCACACACCUCCUGUCCCAGAUCGUAGACCUGCAGAAGAAGUCCAAGUCUUAUGCAGUGGAAAACCAAGAGCUCAUCCAGCAUCUAGGAGCUGCCAAAGAUGCCCAGCGCCAGCUCACUGCUGAGCUGAGGGAGUUGGAGGAUAAGUAUGCAGAGUGUAUGGAGAUGCUCCAUGAGGCCCAGGAAGAGCUGAAGAACCUCCGGAAUAAAUCACUGCCUCUCAGUACACCCCGACGCUUCCACUCCCUGGGCCUGUUCCCUAUGGUGUCAGAUGUUAACAGCAUUGUUUAUGCCGAGGGGGACUCUCUAGCUGCUGAGAUUGAGGGCACCAUGAGGAAGGGGCUGGCUAUGGAUGACCCGGAAGUGGAAGAGCAGAAGUUGCACCCCAAGCGUGUGUUUGAGACUGUGAAAAACCUUAACCUGAUGCGUCAGCGCUCCUCUCUGGCCCCGUCUCCCAUGAACAUCCCCGGCUCCAACCGGUCGUCCUGUCUGAACUCUGGCCGCUCCAGCUGCAUGUCCACGCCCCGCUCCAGCCUGUACGGAGGGGAUAUGGGGAGCAUCCUCAUAGACAACCACACCAACAGCUUCAUACUGGAGACGCCUGACCACAGUGAGGAUGACUCCAACAAGAAACCAGGGACCCCUGGAACGCCGGGCUCUCAGGAUCUGGAAGCAGCCCUGCGACGUCUCUCCCUGCGGCGGGACAACUACCUGAGCGAGCGGCGCUUCUUCGAGGAGGAGAGGGAUCGGAAGCUCCAGGGGCUGGUGGAGAAGGGAGAGGUGUACAACGGCAGUAUGACCCCCACAGAGAGCAUCAUGUCCCUGGGAGGAACCCACCCCUCUUCCAUCUGGUCUGGGUACUCCUUUUGCUCCCGCUCCUACCUGCCGGAGAAGCUGCAGAUCGUCAAGCCACUGGAAGGCUCAGCCACCCUGCACCAGUGGCAGCAGCUGGCCCAGCCCAACCUGGGUGGGAUCCUGGACACGCGGCCUGGUGUGGUCACUAAGGGCUUCCGUCCUCUGGAACUAGACCUGGAGCACAUGUACCUGUUCACUGACUUUGAGGAGGAGGACUUUGAGGUCGUGGAGGAGUCUGUCCACAGCCUCUCUGCCUCAGGCUCUACCCCCGUCUGUAGUGGCAUCUCCAUCCUCAGCCGGCAGGGCCUCCGUACCCGGUCCUCCUCCUGCUCCUCCUCCUGCAGCGGCAGAGGCAUCAACAACAACCUUCCAGAGGGAGGGGUUGGGGGUGAUGGAGAAGCCAGGGAAGAGGGCGAGACAUUAGGCCCAGGCAGCACAUCACUGUCGUCCCCCGCACCUCCAGACAGAGAGAACCAGGAGAACCAGGAUCAGGCUGCAGCCGCUGACGGGGUGUCCGCCCACUACCCUGGUAAAUGCAUGUCCAACACCAGCUCCACCUAUACCUUCACCACCUGUCGGAUCAUGCACCCCUCAGACGAGCUGACCAGAGUCACCCCCAGCCUUAUGUCUGGCCCUACUGCCUCCUGCGUCAUGACCAGCAGCAGCAGCGUCAGAUCUACCCCCUGCUCAACCCCUUGCACCCCGCGCCGCCUCAGCCUGGCAGCCGAGUCCUUCACCAACCUGAGAGACUCCACCAAGACCAUGAGCACUAGUGGAGGUCUGGUGCGGCUCCUCCAGGAGCGAGGCAUCUCUGCAGCAGUCUACAACCCUCAGAGCUGGGACCGAGCAGACUGUAGCACCUCUAUCACCACUGGAGGGGUACCGUCGCUUCUACCGCCGCGGCCCCCCGACACCUUACCCUCCACGCCGCCCAACUCCCCAACCCACCGCUCCCUCUGUGCCAAACCCAGCAGCCCCGUGGGCCCCUUCGAACUCAGUCCCAGCGCCCCGCCCUAUGACAACUUCCUGGCGUCGAAGCCGGCCAGCUCCAUCCUGAAGGAGGUGAGGGCAGAGGCCCAGAGCAGUGAGUCAGCAGACAGCGAUUGUCAGACUGACGUCAGCGUCCACAAUCUGAAGCUGGUGGACAAGCUGAAGCGCUUCAGCGUGGCUGGGGCCGGUCCCUCUUUAUCAGGGUCCACGGGGCCCACCAUGCUGGGGCCCCUCAGCGGCCUCCACCGCCCUUCCCACUUCUGCCCUUCUGUGGUGACCAGUCCCAUAGGGGGCCUCGGCCCCGCUCUGAACGCAGGCAUCCGCCGUAACCGCAGCUACCCGGCCAUGGUAGGGGCCGGCAUGGCUAUGAAGGGCCCGGGGCCCCACAGCCCCACAGACAUGCUCCUGGCUUCUUCCUCCAAGCUCCUCAGACAGACUAGUCUCAAUGAUGGGUGAAGGAAUGUUGACUUUUCUCUUCUGUCUGUCACCUGUCAGAUGAGUUGGAUGUAUAUAUAGCUGCUGUAUGAGUCCCCGGUCUGUGACAAAUCAACUCUGUGCCUGAAAGAGAUGCCCUUUCUUUUUACAGUGCAUUUUGUAUCAAUGCUAAUUAUUUUGUCUUCCUUUAUCUUUCUUUCUCUAUUCUGUCUCUCUCUCCUCUCCUGUCCUCUUUCUCUAUUCUGUCUCUCUCUUU
Messenger RNA from Salvelinus sp. IW2-2015, 3144 nucleotides. It is a transcript of the gene trak1a, whose product is annotated as trafficking protein, kinesin binding 1a. The record is from RefSeq and is a predicted model, not a curated record. Gene Ontology annotation, molecular function: GABA receptor binding; myosin binding. Lineage: Eukaryota; Metazoa; Chordata; Actinopteri; Salmoniformes; Salmonidae. Gene Ontology annotation, biological process: protein targeting; mitochondrion distribution; vesicle transport along microtubule. Gene Ontology annotation, cellular component: dendrite; mitochondrion; cytoplasmic vesicle.